AGAAGAAAAAAAACCCUAAUUUCGUCGUUCUCUCUCUUCGCACGCUCACAACAAAAUACCGAAUUGAAGGAAUUUCAGUCAGGGUGGAGGCAGCAGUUGUAGAGGAGGUGGGUGUUGUAUUGCAGUUCGGUGGUGGUUGGUUUAAACUGGGAUUUGGAAAUGAGCUCAGACAGCAGGAGCCGCAGCAGGAGCAGGAGCCCCAUGGAUCGCAAGAUCCGUACUCAGCGCAGCUCCUAUCGUGAUGCUCCAUACAGGAGGGAAUCUCGUCGGGGCUACAGCCAAAGCAAUCUGUGUAAAAAUUGCAAACGCCCAGGUCACUAUGCUAGAGAAUGCCCUAAUGUGGCCAUUUGUCACAAUUGUGGACUUCCAGGGCAUAUUGCAUCAGAGUGUACGACCAAGUCCCUAUGUUGGAACUGUAGAGAGCCUGGUCACAUGGCUGGGAACUGCCCAAACGAGGGCAUCUGCCACACAUGUGGGAAGACAGGACACCGUGCUAGGGAAUGCACAGCUCCUCCCAUGCCACCUGGCGACAUGAGGCUGUGCAACAACUGCUACAAGCAAGGCCACAUAGCAGCUGAUUGUACGAAUGACAAGGCAUGCAAGAACUGCAGGAAAACAGGCCACCUUGCUCGAGAUUGCCUGAAUGAUCCAGUUUGCAACUUGUGCAAUGUAGCGGGCCAUGUGGCUAGAGAUUGCCCUAAGGGAAAUAUGAUUGAUGAUAGAGGUGGCCCGCGUGGUGGUGAUCGAGGUAUGGGCGGCUUCCGUGACAUUGUGUGUAGGAACUGCCAGCAGGUGGGCCAUAUGAGCCGCGAUUGUGUUGCCUUGAUGAUCUGUCACAACUGUGGUGGAAGAGGGCACCUGGCAUUUGAAUGCCCAUCUGGAAGGUUCAUGGAUCGCUUUCCAAGGAGGUACUGAUGGAAUACCCUUGAGAUGCCAGCACGCGACUGGUAAGAUCGUCUCUUACUCCACUCUUCUGUUUGAAGUAAGAUGAGCGUUCUAAUAUUCAGGAUAUUUUUCCCAAGACAUUUAACGGUUUCAGAUAUUGUGUUUGAUAAUAUGAGUUGAAACAUAUUGAAGCAUCAAGUUUUUUAGCUUGAUGUUAUUGCUGUAGGUUUAUCUCAAGUAGUGUAAUUCAACUAAUAAUGCUAGAGUUCAGCAUGUGCUUUAUGAGUUA
Messenger RNA from Cynara cardunculus var. scolymus (artichoke), 1174 nucleotides. RefSeq names its product zinc finger protein GIS2-like. The record is from RefSeq and is a predicted model, not a curated record. NCBI's taxonomy places the organism in Eukaryota, Viridiplantae, Streptophyta, Magnoliopsida, Asterales, Asteraceae. Gene Ontology annotation, molecular function: zinc ion binding; nucleic acid binding. Bases 160 to 915 code for a protein of 251 amino acids. The transcript is spliced from 4 exons.